Molecule: messenger RNA, 5585 nt
Organism: Balaenoptera acutorostrata (minke whale)
Lineage: Eukaryota; Metazoa; Chordata; Mammalia; Artiodactyla; Balaenopteridae
Gene: ZNF165
Product: zinc finger protein 165
Exons: 4
Coding region: 3547-5004 (485 amino acids)
Biological process (GO): regulation of transcription by RNA polymerase II
Molecular function (GO): RNA polymerase II cis-regulatory region sequence-specific DNA binding; DNA-binding transcription factor activity, RNA polymerase II-specific
Source: RefSeq, a predicted model, not a curated record
CGUUGGGAGAGCGUUCGCGCCCUCCUAUUUCGGGAAAGGAUAGGGGUUUCCAUAGUUACCCCCGCCGCGCGUGACGUCAUCGUUGAGGGCUAAGAGGGCGUGGUUUGGGGGGUGGGCCUCGGGCAUUCCUGCUUGCGGAGAUUAUAGGGUCACUGGUAAGAGGAGAGGCCUGACCCAGUCAGGCAAAGCGAGGAAGGGUGGCAUCUGUUUUGGAUAGGCUGCGUUCUGCCAGAAGAAAACUGCCCCACGGUCCGCCCCUGACUUCUGCUUCUCAUGGGAGGAGUAAUCCACCUUUUCGCAGGAAAAGUGGGGACAGCCCGGCAUCCUCAUGAAAUUUACUCACGCAGUAAAUAUUUAGUGAGUGUUUCCUGUGUAGCGGGGAGGCCGCGAAACCAGUAUUGAAACCAAUAUCUCGUUCAGAAUGAGAGACAAGACAGCAAAUCACGCAGUUGUAAGACUGGAAAGUGCCUCAAUUUGAGAAACGCAAGGUGCUGUGAGAGCUGUGAAUCCCCUGCUCUGUGACCUCUACUGGAUUUCCCCUAACUGCCAUCCCUCCGCCAACAAAACUACCCCCCCACCCCUGUCCUCCUCCUACCCCAACAUACACACCCAGAACCUACCCAUUCACCAGGAACCUACUCAUCCAACAGGAAGCCUGCACUUUACCAAACUUCCACCUUUCCCAACGUAACUAAUUACUCCCUACUGUCUGUUCUAAUGGCAUUUGUUUACAUAUCUGCUUAGGUAUUUUUGUAACUCUGCUCCAACACAAUGAUUGUAAAGCACUAGAUGCUCAAUAAAUGUAUAUUAGCUUGAGGUUAGUAAGACAUUUGAAACCCAGCUUUAGGGGAUAUAUAUCAAAUCCUUGAGAACUAGAUGAUUUUAUCUAGAGUUGUGGACUGUUUUAAGUGGAUGAGAAGUGAUUAAACAUCUGAAGACAGAACUUUCAGCUAUGUGAGGAGAUAACAUAUGUUGUAGAAUCAGCUGCUUAGCAUGAUAAUUUAAGUUUAAGCUAGGAAUUGUGGAUUCUGUAGGCCUACUUUACUGUUCAUCUUCCUACGCUAAAUGAGAUAAUGCCCAUAAAGAUUUAGGACACUACCUGGUAAACACUUAACAUGUCUAGAAAACAUAACAAGAAGUGAACUUAGGUCUCUAUAUCAAAAGAAUGUCCCCAUAAAUUAUGAAGGAUUGAGACUGAUAUAUAUACCAUAGCUCUAACCCCCCAUUUUCCUCCUCUAUCAUUGCUAAAUUUUGUUCGUACUUUCACCCCCUCAAACUCUGUUUUCCAAGGUUCAAUCUGAGCCUGUGAUCUUCAUUUCAUACUUUUGGAGAAUUAUCCUCAAUAUUUAUCUUUAACUGCCCUUUCCAUGGAUCUUAUCUAAAUUUGUAUUUCCAUUCCUAACUCCUUUCCAUUAAAAUCUCUUAAUAUCUGUUGGAAAUGUUUUUCUAAGUGGAUGUCUCAUCAUCUAAAAUACAGAAUAUCCAAAACACAAAGCAAUUAGGAAACUCAAAUUUCCUAAUUUACAUUUUUAUCCAAUAAAUCAACGAAUGUGGGAACUUAAGAAUAAAUAUUAAUAAUGCAUGGUCUUUAACCUCAUGGAGCUCCAGUCAAUUGAUGGAAAAAAAAAAGAAAAAAAAACAGCCAAACAACUAAAAAUAAUACAGUUUGAUAUGUGUUGUAUCCACAGAUGUUAUGUGUUAGGAACUGUAGGAACUCAGAGUAGAGUUGGUGAAUUCCUUAUCAGAGGUAGUGCAAUUCUUAGUCACUCCAAUUACACCCUGCAAGCUGGUCUCACUAUCAAUCUGCUGUUCUUUCCCACUUCCUCAACUCUUUGCUCUCCCUUCCCUUUUGCCUUUCUGGAUCUUUCUCAUCCUUUAUUGUCCAGUUUAAGCCCCACCACCUGUAGGAAAUAUUUACACACAUACACACACAUUCUUUCCUUACCUCAGAGCUAUUAAGAUAUUCAGUGUCUCUACCAUGCAAUUUGUUUAGUACUUCGGCUUUCAACAUUUAUCAAACAUUUUCAAUGUGUGUCACGUGAAACCUGUUUUGUUAUUUAAAUGUUUUGUAUCCAUGUGUGUUUUAUGUCAUUUCUUUCCAACUAUUUUGCAAACUCCUUGCAAACUCAAAUACUAUUUUUUAAAUUCCUUAUAUCUGUACAUCAGAAUAGAGAAUAUCUAGGCAUACCCCAUACUAACCAGGUCAGCAUCUCCAGGGGCAGGGCCAAGGAAUCUGUUUCUAACAAAGUUCCCACAUGACAGUGAGGCAGUGAGCUCAGCUCUGAAUUCAGACUUUCUUGGGAACCACUGCCAUAUAACUUCUUGCCCAAUGCUUUGCUGUGUUAAGAUUCUUAAUAACGUACAUGUCUGUGCAAGAGUCAAUAGUCAGCUUGGUGAAAUGUUGAGUAGAAGGACAUGAAAGAUUGGUACUUGUAUUUUGCUAUUGUACUCUGGGGCUUCACCUCUAAAUUCCUUUAUUCAGUUUUUCAAUUCAGACACCAGAAUGACCAUUCCAAAGUGCUGAUAAGACUUGAGGAACUCAUAUCUAACAAAAAGACUAACAAAAUACCGAUAAUCAAGUCUUGGUGCUGGUUUAUUAUAAUUUACUGGUGAUAUGAUAGGCCUCAAUGUCCAGGACAUAGACAGAGCCAUGAAACCAGAAAGGCAGAGAAGGAAUUGUUGGGACAAAAGGAAACCUACCUGAGACUUUUGGGGAAGAAGCUAGUUACACUGACUGAAAUUGUUAACCUCUGGCUGUCAAGAAAAGUUGCCCUAUUUUAUUAUUUAAGAGAUUUAUAAGUAAUCCUAGUUCCACGUUCUGAAUAGAUAAUUAUAACAUUCUAAGCUUGUAUUUCCCACACACUUUUAUGAGUAUAGUAGCCUCUUUAUGUUUCUAUCUUUUCAUAUUGUGGUCCAUCCUAGAAAUAAAAAAUAUAUCUCCACAAACAGUAUUUGUCAGGCCAUUCUGCUCAGAAGCUUUAGUUGGCUCCCCAGUGCCUAAAAGAUAAACUCUGAAUUCAUGAACUUGACAUUUGAAGCUUUCUUCAAUAGGGCCUUUGUCUCUAUAAUCUCCUUAUACAAACCUACUGACAUUUUGCUUUCCCACUUCUGUGUUCCUACCAUUAACCAGUUGUUCAAGCUUGUAAUUUCCUAUUUCUUUCUCCCACAUCCUAGUCAAAUCCUAUCCAUUCAUCAGAAGUUAGUUUUUUAAUUAAGCUUCUCCUGACCAUUGUAACCUACUGUGCUCUUUUCCAUCUCCAACUUUAUGAAGCACUUCUGUCAUUUUUCUCUUUUGAUGGUUAUUUUCUUUAUGACUAAUAAAUAAUUUAAUUGCAUGUGACAAGUUAACAUUUAAUACUGCCUUAUAUUUAUAUUGUCUUAUAUUUAAUAUUUGUAAUUUAAAUUAUCUUAUUUUUAAAAUAAAAUUUUAAGCUGCUUUAGGUAGAAAUUAUGCAACAGUUGUAUUCCACAAAACAGAGCUCUUUAAACUAAAAAAGGCCUUUCACAGAGCAGAAGUGGGAUUCUGAUCAUACAUUUUAUCUCAAGAUGACAACAGAAUCAAAGAAAGCUGCAGCUCAGAACCUUCAAGAGCAUGAAGGACUUCUGAUAGUGAAGAUUGAAGAGGAAGAUUUUGUCUGGAAGCAGGACACUUGCUUACAGAGAAGUGAUCCCCUCAGGCAGGAGCUCUGCCGGCAGCUGUUCAGGCAGUUCUGCUACCAGGAUUCCCCAGGACCCCGCGAGGCACUGAGCCGGCUGCGAGAGCUCUGCUGUCAGUGGCUGAAGCCAGAAACCCACACCAAGGAGCAGAUCCUGGAGCUACUGGUGCUAGAGCAGUUCCUGACCAUCCUGCCAGGGGAUCUACAGGCUUGGGUGCAUGAACAUUACCCAGAGACUGGAGAGGAGGCAGUGACCGUACUGGAAGAUUUAGAGAGAGGCACUGAUGAAGCAGUACUCCAGAUUCCAGUCUGUGGACAUGGACAAGAACUAUUCAGGAGAAAAGUGGCACCUCCUGGACCACCACUUAGUGUCCAGUUCCAGCCAGUGAACACCAAGGUCCUUCAUGGUUCUUCAGAACCCCAACUCCUACUGGACCAUGAUAAUGAGAGUGAAAACAGUGGAUCCAUGCCAAAGCUGGAAAUUUAUGAGAGAAUGGAAUCACAGAGAAUUAUAUCAGGAAGAAUUUCAGGAUUUGUAUCAGAAGGAUCUGCUGAGCCUCAAGACAUCUGUAAGUCUACAGGCAGGAUAAAGAGACAACAGGAAAAAGAAUCAGGGGAGUCUCAGAAACCAUCAUCUGCUCAGGAUGGAGGUUUUAGUAAAAUCCUCACCCACAAAAAUACACUUACAGGUGAAAUAAUAAGCCAUGAUUGUUGUGAGAGAAGCCUAAAUCUGAACUCAAAUGAAUUUUCACACCAGAAAUCUUGUAAACACAGUACCUAUGACCAAAGUUUCAAAUGGAAUUCAGAUUUUAUUAAGCAUCAAAGAAUUUAUGCUGGAGAAAAAAUUCACCAAUAUGGAAAAUCUCUCAAGAGCCCAAACCUUAUUAAACAUGCAGCAAUUUUCAGUGGAGAGAAAACCCAUCAGUGUAAUGAAUGUGGGAAAGCUUUCAGACACAGCUCAAAGCUUAUUAGGCAUCAGAGAAUCCACACUGGAGAGAGACCUUAUGAAUGUAAUGAGUGUGGGAAAGGCUUUGGGGGGAGCUCAGAUCUUAUUAGACACCAGAGGAUUCACACUGGGGAAAGACCCUUUGAAUGCAAAGAAUGUGGGAGAGCAUUCAGCCUGAACUCACAUCUUAUCCUGCAUCAGAGAAUUCACACCAGAGAAAAACCCUAUGAAUGUAGUGAAUGUGGGAAAACCUUCAGAGUGAGCUCACACCUUAUUCGACACCUGAGAAUCCACACUGGAGAGAAACCCUAUGAAUGCAGUGAGUGUGGGAGAGCCUUCAGUCAGAGCUCACACCUUAGUCAACAUCAGAGAAUUCACAAGAGGGAAAACCUAUUAAUGUAAAGAACUUAAAUUCAUAAGGAAAUAGCAAAACGUGAAAAACAUUGAAUAAAAAAUAAAUACUGGGUGAGAUGAAUGACUGUAAGACCAGUGUCUCUUUAUUCUCUCUCUCAUUCUCAGUUUUCUGUUCUGCAUAUGAUCUUCACCUGUAUGUGUCUGCUUUCUGUGAGACGGUGUUCUCCCUCUCAUUCUCAGUUUUCUGUUCUGCAUAUAAUCUUCACCUCUAUGUGUCUGCUUUCUGUGAGACAGUAGACGUACCUCUUCCGUUGACCGCUAAAAUCAAACCAAAAUAGCAGAAUUUGGGGGAGGCUAAUAAAUGGGUUAGUCUAUGGCAAUGAAAAUAGAAAAAGAGGACGCUCUUGGGAAAUAACCAUGAUUACAGUGUGGGGGGAAGAAGAUUCAGGUAGAGACUGAUCAUCAACUCUAGUUAAUGAUUCUCCACAAGAGGAGGUAGGCUAAGCCCAGGAGUGGAAUAGCUUGAGCAAGGUACUGCAGAACAGUUCUUUUGGAAGAUUCCUUUAAAGAAUGAAGACAUAGCACAACUAAAUUAGACAGUCGUGUCAAGAGGAUAUAUGCAGUGGUGG